AGCCUCUGCAUUUCUUUACCUGUAAUUUAUUGCUGUGGUUCACAAUACCUUGUCAGAAAAACCUGUACUAAUUUUUCCCAUGUCUGGACUACAUGUUCCUGCCAGAAAAAUAUUUCAGCUCAGGCCUGGUUGCAAAAGCACACAGAAAGGGGAAAACCAGCAGCACACUGUCCCUCACCUUAUUGUCACCAGAUGUCCUCUGCAGAUGCAUCAGAUGUCCUGCUCAGCCACUUAACAGAAGGCUUCUGGGGGUUACCGUGGUCUGGUUUUCAAGGUGGUGAGAUGCUUACACCCUGAAGUGUUCAAGCUCCAGAGCACCCAUCACUCCUACUGUCUUCUCCAGGAACCACAUGUACUUCACACCUUGAAAAGACUGCAGGAUGUGGCUGUGCAGGCUGGGGCAAGCCCUUCGGUCUCCACUGACCCGCAAAGAUAAGGGAAGGGAGCAGAUGGCCUUUGCUUAUCACUCCCACAACUCCUCAAGGGGUGAAGGCUGCCAUGUGUGAGUGAGGAGAGCCAGGGCCUCUCCGGCCUCCCCCCUCCCCAGCAGCUGUCACCUGUCCCAGCCUGUCCUGCUCUCACGCGCAUAUAUGGGCACGGCAGGACGGCAGCUCGUGACGCAGCACUGCUAAAAACAGCCCCGGCUCUGCUUGGCCCCUCGCUCAAACAAUGUCCUCCAGCCUGAGCAGCACAGAGAACCUCUGAUCACAGACAGCCUUGGACUUAUUUCAGGGGAAAUUAACCCCAAAACCUCUCCACAAGGCCGUGGCCCUGAGCGCAUGCCCCAGGAAAAGCUAGGGAUGAGCACCUCCCUGAGCUACAAGUCGUUCUCCAAAGAGCAGCAAACUAUGGAUAACCUGGAGAAACAGCUGAUCUGCCCCAUCUGUUUGGAGAUGUUCACCAAGCCAGUGGUCAUCCUGCCCUGCCAGCACAACCUCUGUCGGAAGUGUGCCAGUGACAUCUUCCAGGCCUCCAACCCCUACCUGCCGACCAGGGGAGGCACGACUGUGGCAUCGGGGGGCCGCUUCCGCUGUCCCUCCUGCAGGCAUGAGGUGGUCCUGGACCGACACGGCGUCUACGGGCUGCAGAGGAACCUGCUGGUGGAGAACAUCAUCGACAUCUACAAGCAGGAGUCCACAAGACCUGAAAGGAAGUGUGACCAGCCAAUGUGCGAAGAGCACGAAGAUGAGAAGAUUAAUAUUUAUUGUUUGAACUGUGAAAUGCCCACCUGCUCCUUGUGCAAAAUCUUUGGUGCCCACAAAGACUGUCAGGUUGCUCCUCUCACAAAUGUUUACCAGCAACAAAAGUCUGAGCUGAGUGAUGGCAUUGCAGUCCUGGUGGGGAGCAAUGACAGAAUGCAAGGGAUUGUCACACAGCUGGAGGAGACCUGCAAGUCGGUUGAGGAAUGCUGCAAACGACAGAAAGAACAGUUGUGUGAAAAAUUUGAUUAUCUCUAUUCUGUACUGGAAGAAAGAAAAAAUGAGAUGACACAAAUAAUCACUAGAACCCAAGAGGAGAAACUGGAACACGUCCGCUCCCUGAUGAAGAAGUAUGCGGAUCACUUGGAAGCUGUGUCAAAACUGGUUGAAUCAGGAAUCCAGUUCAUGGAAGAACCAGAAAUGGCAGUGUUUUUGCAGAAUGCCAAAACAUUGCUACAAAAAAUUACUGAAGCUUCGAAAGGAUUUCAAAUGGAAAAAAUAGAGGAUGGGUAUGAGAAUAUGAACCAAUUCACAGUGAACCUCAGUAGAGAAGAAAAAAUAAUAAGAGAAAUUGAUUUUGACAGAGAGGAGGAGGGAGAAGAAGAAGAAGAGGAAGAGACAGAGGAUGGCGAAGGCUUGGGUGAAGUCCACACAGAGUCAUCAGGAGAGGAGGGAGAGGAGGAAGAGGUGGAAGAGGAAGGGUCAGAGGGAGCACCACAGCCACCUCAGCAGAACCCUGAAGCACAGAGUGCAGCGGGAGAGCCCCUGGCUGAACCCACUCCAGCACCAGUGCAGGCUGCCCCAGCUGGUCAGGAUGUUGUUGUGACACCAAGUGGUUCCCAACAGACUCCUGAGUCUGACACUCAAGUGCCGGCCACAGCAGAAACCACGGAUCCCUUGUUUUACCCUAGCUGGUAUAAAUCCCAGUCACGGCAACCAAGCAGUCCAAGCUCAACCCCGGUGAGUGGGCUGGGGAAAGUAGGGACUCCUGUUUCUCUGGAAACAAGUGCAAAGAAGGCAGAAGCCCCGACAGCAGCAACAAUCGAGGAGAGUGCACCAGGGAGUGGUAAGGAAAGUAAUGCCACUGCAGCGACGUCCAAGACUGGUUCUGAGCCAUACCCUCAAGGACGAGUGGAGGAAGCUCCCGUGAGCAGUGAGAGGGGUGACGAGCCGGCUCGUCAUGUCUUCUCCUUCUCGUGGCUGAACUCACUGAAUGAGUGAUGACUCACUCUGGCUGGCUUCUGGUGUGCUUCUCCUCAGAAAGACCGUGAGCGCAGGCAGCCUGGCUGCAGUCAGCAAAGAAACUGGCCUGGGAAGGGGCAUCUGAGCAGGUUUCAUUCCUAGGAACUCAGCUGACCUCCACACCAUACCCUUGAACUGACAGACCUGAGAGGGAGGGGAGCAUGGGGACAGAUUACUGUAUGUAUUGUAGUCAGAGUGUUCUCCAAUAUUUUCUUGCUUCCAAGGGGGAAGAAGCAUCACUACAGCUUUAGGCUGAGCACUGCUAGUGUUUUGUAACUCACUUGUUGGCACGUCCCCAUGUAGGUGUAAACACUUCACCAAUGUUCUUAGCUAAAAUGCUGGUAUGAUAUUCUCUAGUAGCAUCCUUUGCCAAAACAGUGUUUCUCCUUGGUAUCCUCCUGUGUCCCCGCUUGUCAGUGCUGGUGACUUCAGUGACACUAUCGUGUCCUUGGCAGCCCCAAGUCAGGGUUGUGUCUAACAGUACUGGUGCCUCCCAGGCUGCGGAGGCUGAACACGGGAUGGAAGAAGGAAGCUGCCAUUUCUUCCUUUGCACUUGCUCUUCCUACUAAACCACAACAGAUGACGCUUGCAGAAACACAUUAUUUGUAAGGAAGAUUCGCAGUGGCAGGAGUGAGGAAGAGACACUUAUCAAGAGCACUGGCCAGGACCUCCACACAGCUCUGAGUAUAUGGGGCAGUUGCUGAAGUGCUGCCCAGUCUGUCCAGCUGUAACCUGUGUCCCUGUCUUCUCAGCCAUCGGGGUGUGUACAAAAGGGGACAUGUCCUUACGUGAAACCAGGGUGCAUACGGUGGUCACAGGUACUCACUCAAGGUUUAAUUUGAAGCCCCUGUGCUAUGCUGUAGAAAAGGCAGAUGCUGACUGUCCUGUUCCGUGUGCAUUGCAGAUGCUGAGCCAUCAAAUGAAAUCAAAUUCGUGUCUUAAAAGAGGCUCUACAACUUGUACUGAAGGCAACACUCUGUGGUUUUUGUCACUGGGAGCAGAGUGUCAACACUCAGCAGUGUUUAAGAGAUUGGCAGGCUGCCGGGAGUGCUUGGUGCCCUAGGGGACCAGGUGUCAAGCCCUGCACUAGGGUUACAUGUGGAUCUUUCCCAAAUCCCCGAGCCAGGCCCUCACUGCGCUGUUUUGGCAGGGGUCUGUGUGGGGCCGUAAGGCUGCGCUGUGCCCCAGCAGGACUGGUGAGCUGGCAGUGCAGACUGGUCAGCAGGCUGUGUGGGGUCAGCCCCUGUCCCGGACACCCGUUGCUACCGGCCCUCGUUGGUAUCUGUUUUCUCUGGAGAACGUUCCCUGGAAGACACUCCUGCGAGAGUUUUGGAGGCUGAACAGGCGAGCUCCGCUCAAAGCUUUGGAACUCGCACAGCCCAGAACGAGCGCCGCCCAGCCCCGCCACCGCAUCGCCUCCGGCUGCUGGAGCAGCUUUUCCCUGGGAUUUGGUUCGGGGUGAGGGAUUUACUAUUUUCUCCCAGUCGUCCUGGAGAUUUCCCCCAGCUCCUCCCGGGAAGUUUCUCCACACCCAUUGCAGCCUCCCUAGAAGUCCCUGGGAAGGACCCCGCUUGGGCACGGCCUUCGGGAACGGGGGAAGCCGAAGCAGGGAGGAACCUGCCCCUUUGGGGUGCGGGGAGGAUGCGAAAACGCAAAAGAGAUGCGGGAGCGCCUCACCGCUUUCCCACCGCUGCUCGCCGGCGGGAGGAGGCGGCUCCGAUCCCGGCCACAGCGGCAGGAGCCAGGGAGCUCCCUCGGGGGGCUGCAGAGGUGGGAUUCGGCAGCUCUGGGGGCACCGAUCUGCCCUCGACACCCCGUUCCCGGGAGCAGCCUGCGCCGAGGGUGGCGGCGGGGACAGCCCCCGUCCGGGGCCGGCGGCGUCGGGGCGCGCCUGCGGGAGAGCCCGCGGAGACGGGGCUCCCCGGGCCGGGGGGAGGAAACAUCCCCGGGGGACAUCCAGGGCUGUCCACGGCUCUGGGUGUCCACGGCCAUGGGUGCCCCCCCGCCCCGGUAAGCGCUGAGGGAGGCGGAGCAGCCCUCAGGCGUCUAGGCAAGAAAGUCUAUCAAGGCAUCUUUACUUUGCAGCUUUUAUUAAAAAUAUAAAUAUUAAACAUUCUCUUACACAACCAAAUCGACCGAGCGCUGAAAAGAUGUUUUAUUGUGAAAAUGUUUACAGGAAAAAAAAGUGGAUUGAAAGUAGCUUACAGAGAUUCCCCCUCCCACCUCCCUGCCCCCAACAGAAAAGUUUUCUGUCUUCUUGGCACCAUUUCUUCCAAUGCUCACACAUCCCUACGUAGCGAUGGCACUAGAAUAACUGGGAAAUGGAGAAAUAAAUAAAGGUAAGGGAGGUUACAAACGACACUCGUGUUUCUGCACUUGGUACACGGUUGUGCAUGCUAGUCAAGGGACAGAGGCUGUUCGGAGUACGCCCUUCUAGGUUUAAAGCUAUAUAAAAAUAAAGAGAUGACAUCAGAGCAGCACUAUGGUA
Haemorhous mexicanus (house finch) is the source of this 4929-nucleotide messenger RNA. It is a transcript of the gene TRIM55, whose product is annotated as tripartite motif containing 55. NCBI's taxonomy places the organism in Eukaryota, Metazoa, Chordata, Aves, Passeriformes, Fringillidae. The record is from RefSeq and is a predicted model, not a curated record. Gene Ontology annotation, molecular function: zinc ion binding. The transcript is spliced from 13 exons. Bases 780 to 2420 code for a protein of 546 amino acids.